AUGGCUCUCCCCCCUACUGAGAAGAAAGAGCCUAUGGAGGCGCAGAUCAAAUCUGUGGACAUGACCGAGGAUAUGCAGCAGGAAGCUAUUGCUCUUGCCAUCGAAGCCACGGAAAAGUUUAGAGUUGAGAAGGAUAUUGCACAGUACAUCAAGAAAGAGUUCGACUCGCGCAAGGGUGCUACCUGGCACUGCGUUGUUGGUCGCAAUUUUGGAAGCUUUGUGACUCACGAGACCAAGCACUUCAUCUACUUCUACCUCGGUCACUGCGCAAUUCUGCUUUUCAAGACCCAGUGA
This is a messenger RNA of Penicillium bovifimosum, 294 nucleotides long. Its product is annotated as dynein light chain DYN2. Gene Ontology annotation, molecular function: dynein intermediate chain binding; dynein light intermediate chain binding. NCBI's taxonomy places the organism in Eukaryota, Fungi, Ascomycota, Eurotiomycetes, Eurotiales, Aspergillaceae. Gene Ontology annotation, biological process: microtubule-based process; cilium assembly. The transcript has 7 exons. The record is from RefSeq and is a predicted model, not a curated record. Gene Ontology annotation, cellular component: cytoplasmic dynein complex. The coding region runs from base 1 to 294 and encodes 97 amino acids.